CCAUCCACAACUACGAUUAGUUUGCGUUUUCAAAACUUUAAUCAUGAGUUUACACAAAAGUUACAUAACGCUUAAACUUGAAUCAUUACAACUUAAUUAUUCGAGCUUGUGGCAACUCUUCAGAUGCAGACAUUUAAGUUGAAUUUUAGAAUCAUGGAUGUAUGAAUUUUAUUUUAACCCGGUGUUUGCAGGUCAACUUGUUGUUCAAAGUUUCAACAUGCGGACUGUUGAAGGCAAAGUUGUAGUUUUGGGAUCUCAAGGAGUUGGAAAGACAAGCUUGGUUGUACGUUACAUAGGUAAAAUGUUCAGUCAUCACAUUAGUCCCACAAUUGGGGCUUCAUUCUUCACAUGCAACAUUAACGUUGAUGACACAAGAGUUAAACUACAGGUAUGGGAUACAGCUGGACAAGAAAGAUUUCGCUCGAUGGUUCCAAUGUAUUAUCGCAAUGCAAAUGCAGCAUUGCUUGUAUUUGACAUUACUCAGUAUUUCACUUUCAACAGCAUUAAAAAAUGGGUGUCAGAGUUGGAGAGAAAUGUCGAUGAACCAAUGGUUUAUUGCAUUGUUGGUAACAAAACUGAUUUGGGAACGCAUCGGAAGGUUUCCAGAGAAGAAGCUCAGCAGUAUGCCAACGAUAUUGGAGGAAAGUAUUUCGAAUCUUCUGCCCUCCAUGACGAAGGAAUCGAGGAUGUUUUCGUGAACACUGCUAUGGAGCUGAUUUCAUUGAGUAAAGAUCCUCUCACCAGGAGCCUACGAAUUUAUGAUUCAGUGGAGAGUACUCUGCGAUCACCUUCUCUGGUACACUAUGACCCCAACGAUACUUCGGCGGAAAUCGGUCAACAACAGAAUAGCAAGCAGUGUUGCUAGCUCGGCUCUUCUGUAAGGCAGGACAAAUUUUCAUCAUUUUUUGUAUAUACUGUGUUUUUAAUUUCCUAUUUAGAUUUAUUUGUGAUAAUCUAUCUCUUCAGUUGACUGUCAAUCUAAAUAGCUUUCCAAUGCUGGAUUCUCUAACCAAAUUCAACCUUAAUAGAUGAUAGAAGACACUUGGUCAUCCUUUUACUGCAAGGUUUCCUUUAAUUUUGUAUUUCGCACCUCGGGAGGAAGACUGUUCCAACUCAAAAAAGUCGUUUAUUCAGGAGAGCAGUUUUAAAGUUUUCAUAGGUAUUCAAACUUUAUUUUCCGCUCUUAGAAUCACUCAAUGUCUCUUAUUCCAACUGUUUUAGUUUACUUAUUACUUCUUAAAAGUGGCCUGUAUUUAUGUUUUUAUUCAUAAUAUGUCUAAAUUGGAAUGGAAGACUGUUCUAAUCGUUAUGGCACAGUCUUCCUGUAAAUGAUUGCAUCGGUUUUCAAAAGAGGAAUACUAAACAUUCCGUGAUAUAUAAAAUAAUUGGAACGAGUUUUGACUUGGAACAGUCUUCCACCGAAUAAAGUGCAUAGAAACCAACUAAAAUACACCCUUAGCUCAAAAUUGAUAAUUUUCGAGUUGGAAGAGUUUUCCUCCCCUAAGGUGCGAUUUCCUUUUCCGGUAAUGCUCAGAUGAGCUAAAGUAAAAGUUGAUAUUGGUUAGUGGAAUCCUACACAUGAAAUCGUUUUGUAGAAUAUGUUUAAGUUCAGAUGAAAAAUCAAUCUUAUUAUAUGAAGCCAUGAUUUAUUUCCAUAUUCAUGGGUUAAAGUGACUGUUUAAUUUUCAAGUAAUUUAUCCACCCAAUAUUAAAUAGGGCUACGAGUAAUGGGAUUCCUCCCAUCUAUUUGUGACUUAAAUUUAAUUUUAAUUAAAAAUUAAAGGUAUUAAAACAUGAUUCAAUUUGAAUUGAAUGAUGUGAUGAUGGCCAGACUUAUCAGCUGCCUCCCAUUUUUUAUUGCGUUCUAAGGCAUCUUAGAAAGUUGAAAAAAGGGUUACUAGUGAUGGGAUCACUUCCUUUCUUGUCCUUUAAAUGUGCUUUUGAUCUUCUUUUUCUACCUACCAUUAUUUUACAAAAUCAAUUUUUGAAAUCCCUAAUCUGUUGCUCAUUGCACUGAUUGGAAGUGAACUAGAAUGGAAGCAUUUGAGUCAGAGCAGAAACCAGCCAAGCGCUGUUGCUUUAAAAUAUCAAAAUAGAAUUUGAAACUGAGAAUUUCAUUUCUUUGACCAUUUAUGACAUUGAUAAUGUCAUGUAAUAUUUUCCCAUCCUUUCCAUGACUAAGCUAUUUGUUGACUAAACUACAUUUUGUUAAUUUGGUUAGGUUAGCUUUGCAAGAUGACCAAUCAUCUUUAUAGGACUUGUGUAGCUCAUACUUCAAAUCAGAAUUAUUUAACACUAUCAAGAUGAUGAAUCAUCUGUGAUAUUUACUUUAAAAUUUCCGCUUCUCGAAAGACGACCGAGUACUCCAUCUUCAAAUCGUGUUAUCUCCUUGGUAUCUAAAAAACACAUUCGCCUCGUUAUCGUUACCUAGUAGCAUAACUUGCGAAUUUUUGUUGCCCAAAUUCUGUUUCCGACCUGUCUCGUUAUAUUCUGGAUUCGCACAUACCAGUGACAGUGAACAGCGAAAAUGUAAUUCCCAUAAGUUCUAAUGUUAUUAUUAUAUUCACUCGGCCGGGCUGAGAGGCAAUAGUUCAAUUAUAACUCAUGGGCCUUAUAUUAUCACUGUUCACUUUCACUGUUGUGUCGUUUCGGCUAUCCUGUCUGGCAAUUGUUUAAUUUCCAUUAAAAGAAUAUAUUCUACAUUUCUACCGGUAGGGUAGCAUAACAUUCAAAUUCCAAAUAAUCUUUAUUCUCACAAGAAAAAAAUAUACAGCAGCAGAGACAAUAUAUGCAUAAUGAAUAUUCCCCACAAAGACAAGUCUGGGUGUGGGGAAUGAGUUCUGUGAACUGCAUUACAUUAACAAUAACAGUUGAAGAUUCACAAUGAAUAAUAAAACAAAAGAAUAAGUAUAAGGUACUGUAGAGUAAAUAAAAUGAAAAAGGAUGUUGAGAGCACUUGAUGCUGUUAACCCUAAAUUUCUGUAGUAUUAAAAAAAAAUAUAUAUAUAUAUAUAUAGACAUAGCACAUAACGGAAAACACUUUAAAGUUUUAUA
Molecule: messenger RNA, 3054 nt
Organism: Nilaparvata lugens (brown planthopper)
Lineage: Eukaryota; Metazoa; Arthropoda; Insecta; Hemiptera; Delphacidae
Gene: RabX1
Product: ras-related protein RABF2b
Exons: 5
Coding region: 158-865 (235 amino acids)
Molecular function (GO): GTP binding; GTPase activity
Source: RefSeq, a predicted model, not a curated record